Molecule: messenger RNA, 1182 nt
Organism: Rosa rugosa (rugosa rose)
Lineage: Eukaryota; Viridiplantae; Streptophyta; Magnoliopsida; Rosales; Rosaceae
Exons: 2
Coding region: 1-1182 (393 amino acids)
Source: RefSeq, a predicted model, not a curated record
AUGAUUAUUGUCCGCUGCCUCCUUGCCAUUGCUGCUUGUCAAGGUUGGUCUCUUCACCAACUUGAAGUUAAUAAUGCUUUUCUUAAUGGUGAUUUGCAAGAAGAGUUCAAGCCUCUCGUCAAUGGUUUGCCAAGUUUACAGAAGCAAUUCUUGCUGCCGGAUUCACUCAAUCAAAAGUUUACUAUUCUCUCUGUUCAAAAGGUUGGUAAUUCCCUCACAGUAUUAUUAAUUUAUGUUGAUGACACCCUCAUUACUGGGAACAACCUUGACUCUAUUAAAGCUCUCAAACAAUUUCUUCACACCCACUUUCGCAUCAAAGAUUUGGGUGAACUUAAAUACUUCCUUGGACUUGUGAUUGCUCGUUCAAAAAAGGGCAUUUAUAUAUCUCAACGCAAGUAUGCUUUAGAAAUUAUCAAGGACACUGGAUUUUUGGGUGUAAAGCCAAUUGAUUUUCCCAUGGAAGAAGCCAAAUUAUCAAAUAGAGGUGAGCUACUUAAGGAUCCGGCUGCAUAUAGACGUUUGGUUGGACGGCUUAUAUAUCUUACAAUCACAAGACCAGACAUUACCUAUUAUGUUCAUGUUCUUAGUAGAUUCAUGCAUGAGCCGCGUCAACCUCAUAUGGCUGCUGCACUUCGAGUUGUCAGAUAUUUAAAAUCCUCUCCUGGCCAAGGUUUGCUUUUAAGUUCCAAUAGCAAUUUGAAUUUGAGAGCUUUUUGUGAUUUAGAUUGGGCGGGUUGUCCUGUUACUCGUCGGUCUACUACUGGAUAUUGUGUUUUCUUAGGAGAUUCUUUGAUCUCAUGGCGUACCAAAAGACAAAAGAUGGUCUCAUUGUCUAGUGCCGAGGCCGAGUAUAAAGCAAUGGCUGGUACAUGUUGUGAACUCACUUGGCUACAAUAUUUGUUUGCUGAUUUACAUAUGCCUAUUUCUAGACCUGCUAUUUUGCAUUGUGAUAAUCAAGAAGCUCUACACAUAGCCGCAAACCCAGUUUUUCAUGAGAGAACACGUCAUAUUGAAAUGGAUUGUCAUUUUAUUCGAGACAAGAUAUUGAACGGUUCAGUCAGCACCAGAUACGUUGGUUCUUUACAACAGUUAGCAGAUAUAUUCACAAAGGCAUUGGGCAAAGACAAGUUCAAAGCAUUGUUAUGCAAGUUGGGAGUGCUUGAUAUUCACUCUCCAACUUGA